Dentiscutata erythropus is the source of this 900-nucleotide messenger RNA. The record is from the annotation of a GenBank genome assembly. NCBI's taxonomy places the organism in Eukaryota, Fungi, Glomeromycota, Glomeromycetes, Diversisporales, Gigasporaceae.
AUGAAUUCCCAAGAAUACCAAUACCUUUUAAAAUACUUAUCCCAACAACACUUACCUACAAUCGAUAACAAAACCAAAAGAAGAUUAGAAUUAAAAAAAGGAAUUGAAUAUGCAGAAGAAAAUCUGUUAACUCGUCUAUUCUACCUAGUGGAUGAAUUUCCAAAAGAGAAAGAGAGUACAAAAGCUAGAAUCAAAGUUAAUCAACAAAAACAAAAACGCUAUCAUGACCAAAAAGUUAAGAUCAUCAUAACACAUGAAAUAGGUGACAAAGUUUUAAUGUAUAAUGCAAUAAAAGAUAAAAAUUAUUCUGGUAAACUAGAACCAAACUGGAAAGGACCUUAUUAUAUUCAUACAGUACCACAUCCUGGUGUGUACAAAUUGAGAACCCUAGAUGGAAAAGUCCUAAAAGUACCAAUUAAUGGUUCCCUAUUGAAACGAUACAAUGAUAGGAAUUUUUGGAAAAUGUCACAAUAUUACUCAGAUUUAAUUAGAAUUGGAAGUUACACCGUAAGACAAAUUGAUAGACCUUAUAAUCUAAACCAAACAUGGGAAACUUCUGCUCAACAUGUAUAUCAACAAUUACAAACUGCCAUGAAUUCUCAUAAUAGAAUCAUGACUUUGGUAUACUGUUACUAUCUAGGAGAACUAGUUCAAUUUUCAGUAACUCCUAAAGCGAAAUGGAAAGAAUUUGUUCAAGAUAAUCAAAUUCCAAAUCAUUACUAUUUGUAUCGAGGAGUCACCAGAAUUUAUCAACUUUUUGAGAAAAACCCAAAUCAAAUGUAUUGUACCAUAACCUUGACUUACAACGCUAUUUCCAGAAUGAAAGUUUCUACAUUUAAUGAGUUGUUAAUAUACAACAACGAUCUUAAUGACCUUGUUGACAAUCUCGAGUUAUCAUAA